Molecule: messenger RNA, 3524 nt
Organism: Panicum virgatum (switchgrass)
Lineage: Eukaryota; Viridiplantae; Streptophyta; Magnoliopsida; Poales; Poaceae
Product: PH, RCC1 and FYVE domains-containing protein 1-like
Exons: 5
Coding region: 414-3161 (915 amino acids)
Molecular function (GO): metal ion binding
Source: RefSeq, a predicted model, not a curated record
GAGCAGACAAGGACCGAUCGAGCAGCCGCCCUCCCCUCCCCUUCCUGCCCGGCUGCACCUGCCGCAAGACUCAGCGAGCAGCGAGCAGCGAGCAGCAGGCCGCAGCAGCCGAGCCCCCUCGACCUCGAGCCUCGCCUCCCAGGCUCCCACUCCACCACCGCUUCAGAUUUCAGAGGCGACAGGCAAGAGGGGGAGACACCCAAACCCAGGCGGCGAGGCCACCGCUCGCCGCCUUAGCCUCUCCCCCACUUGAGAAGAAGGCGGAGCGGAGAUCCGCCGCCCGCAGGAGUCCCCACCGCUUCCUCCUCUUCCCGGUUAUACAAUAUUCAAUCAGAGCUGUUGGUCGCUUGGUCCAUAUGUGUUGCCACUGUUCUUAAAAUUCCAUAGUUACUUGGAGAUCAGAUGCGUCAAACAUGCACGCCAAAGGGGCUUCUUCAGAUGCCAUCAGAGUUAGCACGUCUAGUGCCCCUAGCACAUCAAGCCAUGGUUCUGCACAAGAUGACUAUGAUUCCUCAGGCGACGUAUACGUGUGGGGUGAAGUCAUUUGCGACAACACUGUAAGAGUUGGUUCUGACAGAGUAGUCAGGUCAGCUGGGAAGGCUGAUGUUCUUCUGCCGAAGCCCUUGGAGUCCAAGUUAGUUCUUGACGUCUAUCAUGUGGAUUGUGGAGUCAAGCACGCUGCUCUGGUCACUAAAAAUGGGGAAGUGUUUACAUGGGGCGAGGAAUCUGGAGGACGUCUUGGCCAUGGAUCAAGGGAAGACUCUCUUCACCCUCAUCUGGUUGAGUCCUUAGCAAUUUGCAAUGUGGACAUCGUUGCCUGCGGGGAGUUCCACACUUGUGCUGUCACAACAGCUGGCGAACUGUACACCUGGGGUGAUGGAACACAUAAUAUUGGACUUCUAGGCAAUGGUACUGAUGUAAGCCACUGGAUUCCAAAAAGAAUUUCAGGAGCACUUGAGGGUCUUCAAGUUGCCUAUGUUUCUUGUGGGACCUGGCAUACUGCCUUGAUUACAUCAAGAGGUCAGCUAUUUACCUUCGGUGAUGGUACAUUUGGAGUCUUAGGACAUGGAAACCGUGAGAGUAUAUCAUGUCCAAUGGAGGUAGAGUCUUUAUCGGGGUUAAAAACAAUUGCUGUUGCAUGUGGUGUAUGGCACACUGCAGCUGUUGUAGAAGUUAUAGUGACCCAAUCCAGUUCAAGUAUAUCUUCUGGAAAGCUUUUCACAUGGGGAGAUGGUGACAAACAUCGGCUUGGUCAUGGUGACAAGGAACCAAGGCUUAAGCCUACUUGUGUGGCUUCACUUAUCGAUUAUGAUUUCUACAGGAUAGCAUGUGGUCAUAGUCUUACUGUAGGCCUGACAACAUCUGGACAAGUUUUGAGCAUGGGUAAUACUGUUUAUGGCCAGCUUGGGAAUCCCCGCUCAGAUGGUAAACUUCCAUGCUUAGUUGAAGAUAUUAUGAGUGAACAUGUUGUCCAAGUUGCCUGUGGUUCCUACCAUGUUGCAGUGUUAACAAAUAAGAGUGAAGUUUAUACAUGGGGGAAAGGGGCCAAUGGAAGAUUGGGCCAUGGAGAUAUCGAGGACAGGAAAAUACCUACACUCGUUGAGGCAUUGAGAGACAGGGCUGUUAGGCACAUAGCUUGUGGUUCAAACUUCACUGCAGCUAUAUGCCAGCAUAAGUGGGUCUCAGGAUCUGAGCAGUCACAAUGCGCCUCAUGUCGGCAACCGUUUGGAUUCACCCGAAAGAGGCACAAUUGCCAUAACUGUGGGCUUGUCCAUUGUAAUGCCUGCACCUCACGUAAAGCUCUGAGAGCAGCACUGGCUCCUAAUCCUGCGAAACCUUACCGUGUUUGCGAUUCCUGUUUCACGAAACUGAACAGUGCGGCAUAUUCCAGUACAAUUAAUCAAAAUAAGAGGAAAGAGGCUGUGCCUCGCCACUCUGGUGAAAGCAACCCUGAUACUAAAUCGGCAAAAGCAAUUGUACCCAGCAAUUUGGAUAUGAUUAGAAGUUUGGAUAGCAAGGCAGCAAAACAAGGGAAGAAAACUGAUGCACUGUCAUUUCUUCGGAAUCCUCAAAUGACUUCACUUCUUCAGCUAAGAGAUAUUGCUUUAUCUGGUGGAAUUGAUCUGAACAAAUCAGUUCCAAGAGCAGUUCGUACAUCAGCAGUUCGAUCGUUGAACUCGUCGAGGGCUGUUUCCCCCUUCUCUCGCAAGCCUAGCCCACCACGUUCAACCACACCAGUCCCAACAACUCAUGGCCUUUCUAUCGCUAAAACUGCUGCUGAUAGUCUCGCAAAGACUAAUGAGAUGUUAAAUCAAGAGGUUGAAAGACUCCGUGCACAGGUUGAUAAUCUGAGGCACCGCUGUGAGCUUCAAGAACUUGAGUUGCAGAAAUCAGCAAAGAAAGUACAAGAGGCCAUGACACUGGUUUCAGAGGAAUCUGCAAAGUCUAAAGCUGCUAAGGAAGUGAUAAAGUCCCUAACAGGACAGCUCAAGGAUAUGGCUGAGAGACUACCACCAGAUCAGGGAGCCUAUGAUGGUAGUGAAGCAAAACAAGCACAUGUUCCUAAUGGCAUUGAGAUGUAUGCUUCUAUCUACACUAGCAUGAAUGGUAUUCAUCAGCCACGAAAUGAGUCUGUCAGUGCUGUCAGCACACCUAGCCUGAACAUGGGACGAGCAUUGCACACAAAUGGAAUCUCAAGUCAUCAUAAACCACCUGGAAGUAUUAGUGAAAAUAGUGAAGUGAGUGCUCACAGCCUUCGGGUUUCAGGUCCUCCUGAUGUUGAAAAUUUGAAUCGAAGAGGACAUAGCAGUAGCGAUGAGAUGCUGAGCGCAAGCAGUAGAGCAGAUGAUAGUAGCAGCAAGGAUGCUAGGUCCCUUUUAAAUGGGGAGGAUGGUUACAAAUCUCGAAGUGCGGUAUCAAUUCCCAGCAACCAAGUUCAGGCUGAGUGGAUUGAGCAGUAUGAACCUGGUGUAUACAUAACACUGACAACUCUUCGUGAUGGGACCCGAGAUCUAAAGCGCGUACGCUUCAGUCGAAGGCGGUUUGGGGAGCAUCAAGCAGAGAGCUGGUGGAAUGAGAACCGCGACAAGGUGUACGAGAAGUACAAUGUAAGGAGCUCUGAGCGAGUGUCGUCGGCAUCAUCAAUCCGGUCUGCUCGAUGAUCCAAUACUGCCUGGCAGUUGGAGGGAAACAUGAAGAGGAGGCGCCAAAGCCAUAGUGCAAAUGUGGCGAGGCCUUGAGAAUUCUUUUUUUGCCCGUGUAAUGUCGAUAAUUCUUGACACUAUUGUUUUGAAAAUUUUCCGAGUCAUAUUAUCCGUCCAAGGGCUGGUAGCUAGCCCGGUUCCGAUGUAAUGCACAUAGAGCCGUGGAACGCCGAAACAGGUAGUAUGGGGGGCCAGAGCCGCCAGAGGGUGGGACAGCCCUUCUGGCCUUUUGUUGUAUUGUAGCCAAUGCAGGUGUAAAGAAGUUUUUUCUUUUUCUUUUUCUUUUGAAUUAUAUGUGUUUGCAUGUGUACAUACUACUUA